Molecule: messenger RNA, 2640 nt
Organism: Nasonia vitripennis (jewel wasp)
Lineage: Eukaryota; Metazoa; Arthropoda; Insecta; Hymenoptera; Pteromalidae
Exons: 6
Coding region: 611-2500 (629 amino acids)
Cellular component (GO): extracellular region
Molecular function (GO): chitin binding
Source: RefSeq, a predicted model, not a curated record
UUCUGAUAAGGUAGAGUGUACUCGGCAUUUACCUAUCGGGAGAGCUCGGUCGGUACGACCGACAGCGGCUAUCACGGCGCGUCACCGCUUUGCUCAGCAGUGAUUACGCUUACGCAGAUAUAUUUAAUAUUUUAAUCCAAAUCAGUCGAGAGACUGAGUUAUUGGAGCUUAUCGGUACUGUUAUGCGUGUACGAUAUUUUUCGUACAUACCUUUUCGUUAUCGGAAUGGAAUUGAUGACGCCAGAUUGACAUCGAUAUCCCAUCGGCAUCUCGAUUCUAUAGCUCACGCAACCUUGUGCUCAGUGGCAUUUCUUUACAGUCGUGAAUUUUGAUGGAUGUUCUUAAUUAACUACUCUUCAUAGAGUUGCAUUUGGUAUUCCCAAUCAUUUUGCGAUCAUUGGCGCAGGGCUUGAAUUUAACGUUUAAAUGCAAGUAUAACGAAAAGACGAUAUCAUGUAUUUCACUGAAUGUGCUCAUCGUCAUUCUUUCAGGUUUAAUUAUAUCUAAAAUACAUUGAAAAUGAAUUAUUCGGUCUGAUGAUGUUCGUUGAAACGCUAUUUCUCAUUGAAGUAAAAAUGUAGUCACAUAUUACUCAUUAGAGGCGAUUUUCAUGUCGAUUGCUCGGACAUUUAAGAUAAUCUCUCGAAUAAUUUCCGAUAAGAGGGGCCACAUUUAUAAAAGACUUGGUUCUUUAUCAUUUCGGAGCAGAUUCUUUUUUUUUGGUCUGCUAACCAGUUGCUCGGUUACACGUAUUCGAAUAAUGGCCACGAUGAAACAUUCCAUCUUUCUUUUGCUCACAUUGGCCAUCAGCGCAUCAAGAGGCGCUAAUGGUCGGAUGAAACCGUACUUCAUAAGUCUCUACGAUCAGGGAGAAAUUUUGCCGGUACCCAAAGAAUGUCCAAAAAUACAGGAUCCAAAAUAUACCGUUCACAUUGCGCACGAAACCGACUGCGAUAAAUUCUACACGUGCAGUUUUGGGAAACCGCAUUUGAAGUCCUGUCCAGUUGGCUUGCAUUUCAAUCCCAGAAAGCAAGUUUGCGAUAAUCCGGCAAACGCAGGAUGUGUUCCUGGAACCGGUUCGACCUCUGCCGCAACCACGACGACAACCGAGGCCACCCCGACCCCGAAGCCAACAACCACGACAACCGAGGCUACCCCGACCCCGAAGCCAACAACCACGACAACAGAGGCCACCCCGACCCCGAAGCCAACAACCACGACAACAGAGGCCACCCCGACCCCGAAGCCAACAACCACGACAACAGAGGCCACCCCGACCCCGAAGCCAACAACCACGACAACCGAAGCCCCUACACCAAGCUACCCAACAGCUUGUCCAGCAGUUGAUCCCGAAGAACCGGUCCUGCUACCCCAUGAGUGUGUCUGCCAAAAGUAUUACGAAUGCCGUAAUCGUGAGCAGAUUCUACAAGAAUGCGCUUCAGGCUUGCACUUCAAUCCUACUUCUCACACGUGCGAUUUACCAUCAAAUGCUGGCUGUGUCAGCAAACCAACUCCCACAAGUCCGAUUCCAAUCAUUCCUGGCGAGUGUCCGAUGGUCAACGGUGAGUUCGUCGUUCAUAUCCCUCAUGAAACAAAGUGUGCUUUCUUCUAUAAAUGCGAUAAUGGGGCGAAAAAACUUUUCGAGUGUCCUGAUGAAUUACACUUUAAUCCAGAGUUACACGUUUGCGACUGGCCAAAUCGUGAGAUGUGUGUAGACGAAACAUUUUUCUUCGUCUUUAUAAAACAUAUUGUUUGUCUCCUGACCAGUAGCAGAAGAUCGAAACCACGUAUUCAAAUAGUAGCCACCAUGAAAACUCCUAUAUUCCUUUUGAUGGUCACAUUGGCCAUCGAUGCAUCAAUUAGCGCAAAUAGCCAGGCGAAACAAUACGUCAUAAGUGCAAACAAAGAAGAAAUUUUGUCAGUGCCCACCGAAUGUCCGAAAAUACAGGAUCCGGAAGUGACUGUUUUUAUUGUGCACGAAACGGACUAUUCCAUCUUUCUUUUGCUCACAUUGGCCAUCAGCGCAUCAAGAGGCGCUAAUGGUCGGAUGAAACCGUACUUCAUAAGUCUGUACGAUCAGGGAGAAAUUUUGCCGGUACCCAAAGAAUGUCCAAAAAUACAGGAUCCAAAAUAUACCGUUCACAUUGCGCACGAAACCGACUGCGAUAAAUUCUACAGGUGCAGUUUUGGGAAACCGUAUUUAAAGUCCUGUCCAGUUGGCUUGCAUUUCAAUCCCAGAAUGCAAGUUUGCGAUAAUCCGGCAAACGCAGGAUGUGUUCCUGGAACUGGAUCGACCUCUGCCGCAACCACGACGACAACCAAGGCCACCCCGACCCCGACGGAGAGUACCACUACAUCAACGACGAUAACGACGACAGAGGCUACGAAUACUUCGACCGAAGAAACUACUACAAAACCAAGUAUCCCGACCCACGGUAUUAUAAUUAAUAUUUUUAUAAAAAAUAGUACGAUUAUUUUUGAAUCGCCGCGUAUAGAAUGAAUAACAAUGUAUCGACAGAUUUACUACACCCACAUUAGUAUAACGAAUAGUAGAGUCCAAGUGGAAAUGCGAUUUAUUGAAUUAAUAUGUAUGUCAUAAUAAUUGUACACGAUUGAAUCGCAAAAAAAAAGAACGCGAAU